AUGAGCUUCAAAUACUUCACCGAUGAAUUUUUGGAACAAUUUUCUGGAGGAGCAGGUGAUGUCAAUAUUUUGGAAGCAUUAGAUUCAUAUGAUUCAAAUAAUCCAGAAACAGAAGAUGAAAUUGUAUUUUUAUACACUGAGUUAAUACUAUCGUUAGAAGAAGGUAAGAUCAAAAUCGAUCAUUUGAUAGAUUUUUUAAAUGAAACCAUAAGAAAUGAUGAUUUUGCUCGAAUAUUUUGUCAAGUUUUAAAUUCAUUUCCAGUAACUGAAAACAUGAAAUAUCUAUUAUCAACUUUAUACAGAACAGAAAAAGUCAUUAAACUAGAAACAAUUGCAGCUUACAUAGGCACGGAUUUUUUAAAAGAAAGUGGGAUCAUACCAGGAAAUGUUUUAUCAAAAUCGUUGAAUAUGAAAUUAAGAGAUAAGUUGUAUACUCAAAAGAAAUAUAAUUUAUUAGUUGAGGAAAUUGAAGGGUAUUCCAAAUUCAUUAUCGAACUACACAGUAUUUUCACAGAUGAUACUGCAGAUUUUCAGAUUGAUUACGCAUUGCAAAUAUCCGAAUCGUUGAUUGGACAUUACAACUUGGAUCCAAAUAGAUGUUUAAAUAUUAUUUUGGAUAUUCUUAUUAAUAAUGUUGUAAGAAAUUGGAGAGCAGGAAUUGCUUUUUUGAAAAAAUCUCGUUGGUGGCCAAGCAUAGAAGCUGAUAACUCAUCAUUGAAUACGCUAACAAUUGGCGGAAAUUUGAAUGCAUCAAAAAUGGUUGGAUUGGAACUCCUUGAUUACUCAUCAUCAAAAGAUCUUUCUGAAAAUUUUAAAUUGUUUGUUACAAUUUUAAUUAGAGAGCAAUUCAUUAGUUUUGGGUCAUUUUAUAAAUAUUUACGUCCGGAUGAAAAUGCAAUGAAAGAAAUCGAACAAGAAUAUAACAAAAAAUUAGAAGAGGAUGUGUCUAAAGCGGGUGCAAAUGCAUUGGCAUUAGCUGCGCCUUUGGCAGAUGAAGAUGACAAACCACAAACUUCAACAUUACCAGCAAAUAAUACAACAAAAAUUCCAUCAGCGACUUUGGAAACAAAGCUAUUGCUAAAUCUUAAAUUUCAAUUUUUAAAAAUAUUUUUAUCAACGGGCUUAUAUUGGCCAGCAAUAUUCAUAUUAACAGACUAUCCAUAUCUUGCCACAAUUGAUGAUGAAAUUCAACACCUUCUAUGUAAGGUAUUUGGUGCAACUAUUAACAAUAUAUAUGAGCAAAAUAAUGUUAGAAAUAUGACUGCCACGGAUGCUUCAAGAUUAAAAACAGCAAGGGGAGUAUCAUUCGCAAGACCUGGGAAUAACGUCAUAAUAGAAAAUCAACCGCCUCCAUUAAUCAGUACGUUCAGAGCACUAUCAAAAGAUUAUCCGGGAAAGCUGUUUAUCUAUAUAGUGGAAAAUUGGGCUGACACUUUGCCAAUUGUAAAUGACUUUAAGUCACUUCUUAAAGUAUCAAAAGAGAUCUUAAAGUUCAUAGGAACUAAUUUAUCCAAAGAUGUCAGCACAUUUACCAAAUUAUGUGCCAUUGUACGGUCAUUUCAAUCAGAAGAAGAGCUCAAAGACGAAAUAUUUCAUUAUUUCAGAAAUUACAUUUUUCCUGUUAUGCCACUUUUGAAACACAAUUCAUUUGCUAUUGAUGCAGCUUAUUCGAUUUUAGCACAAUAUCCCAUAGAAGAUAGAUUUAGCGUAUAUGGAGAAUUAUAUAAUAAUCUUAGGAAAAAUAAUAAUCAAAUCAAGAUUGCUUAUAGUAUUGCAGAGAAAGAAACAAAAGAUGUUUUGAAAAGGUUAUCAAAGGAAAAUGUCAAACCAAUGAUGAGAAGAUUAGCUAAAAUUUGUUCAUCAAAUCCAUUACCUUGUUUAUUAACUAUUUUACAACAAAUUGAAAGUUAUGAUAAUUUGAUAUCAUUGGUGGUUGAAACAGCAAAGUAUUUCAAUGAAUAUGUCUGGGACAAUUUGACAAUUGCAAUUUUAAUCAGAUUAAGUUCAGAUAGGAGUUCAACUCAUGAUAAUGGAAUGCUUGAACGUCAAUGGCUACAAUCAUUAGCUUCAUUUGUUGGUAAAAUUUGUCAAUCUUAUCCAAAAAAGAUUGAUGUUAAAACAAUUAUUACGUAUGUUCUUAAAUCAUUUUAUUCAGGUGAUAGAAUUGGCUUAUUAGUUUUGAAAGAAAUGUUUACCUCAAUGGGUGGUAUUAAAGCAACUUCUGACUUGACAUUGAGACAGAUUGAUGCUAUUAAUUGUGGUUCAUCAUUACAAAGGAUUACUUAUAGAACUAUCGAUGAUUUACGAUAUAGGAGAAUCGAAUCUGGACAACUCCUUUUGAAAUGCUUUAUUGAUUUGGAUGCAGUUAACGAGUUAAUUGUUCUUCUAUGUUCUAUAUAUGAUGACUUAAUAUUUGGAGAUGAAGAAAGUCAUUUGAAAGUUUUAGCUAGUCGAGCUGAUGAUUUGAGUGCUGUCAUAAAAUUAUUUACCACAUUAGUAUCAUUUUUCGGAAGAGGAGAGGAUACCAAUUUGAUGUCCAUCAAUGAUUUACAUAAUAAGUAUAAUGUCCCAAUAUCAUCUGCAUUUGAUUUAUGGAGAACAAAGUCAGUCGAUCUAGAGUCUAUUGAAUCUCAAGCGCAAGAAGUUGUCCCAAAUAAUUUUCCAACUAGUUUGUUCACAGCAUUUUGGUAUUUCAGUUUAAGGGACAUCAACUAUGACGAAAACCUUUAUGUUGAGGAAUUGGAUAAGCUAGAGUCUGCUACAAGAGGUUUGAAAGAUGCUGUAAGAUUAAAUGCGAGAAAUAAAGAUUUUCCAAUUGCUACACUUGACAAAUAUGAACGUGAGAUAAUUGAGAACACAAAGUUUAUUGAACAAAUUCCAUCAGACAAAGUCAGACAUAAAGAAUUAAAUGAUGCAAUGAAUCAAACACUAUCUGAAUUAUCUUCUAACUGGUUUAAUUCAACUGACGAUAUGGAAAAUACGCAGAAUGAAAAAUUUGUACAGUAUUGUCUCAUGCCAAGGGCUAUACAUUCAUCAUUUGAUGCUGUAUUUGCAGCUAGAUUUGUUUUCAAAUUGAAUGAGUUGCAUGUUGAUAACUAUUCAUUAUUUGGGGUCUUGAGCUCAUUACUUGACUCAGACCAGUUAUACAAUUCAUUAUAUUCCUCAACACCAUCUGAGGCGGAAAAUCUUGGUUAUUUUUUUGCAUUUAUUUUUAAACAUUUACAAGAAAUCAAUAACGAAGAAAGUGUCAAAGCGUUGAAUUUAGGUGAAUUGUCUGAAUUUAAGAAUUGGGUAUUUACUUUUCAUUCAUCAAUUUUGGAACAGAUUAAGAGAAGUCUCGAAGUUGAUGAGUAUAUUUCUAGAAGUAAUACAAUUGUAUUUUUGAAAAACUUAUUAGGGGUUUACCCUCUUGUUGAUGAUCACUGUGAGAACUUGGUUACAGCUAUGGAACAGAUAUAUGAAAAUGAUGAAAAAGAAGAUAUAAAAUUAGCAUCAGGUGCAUUACUUGGACACAUUAAAUCUAAAUCAAAGCAAUGGAUUCCAAUUUGGGAUUUCAUACCAAUGAGUGACGAAGAGAAACAAAAGAUAAUCGAUGAAAGAGAAAAAAUCAAGAAGGAACAAGAAGAGAUUGAGAAAAAAGCCAAAGAAGAAGAAGAAAAGAAAAUUGCAGAAUUGAACAAAGAAAAACAAGCUAAAGAAGAGGAAGAGUUAAGAAGAAAAAAAGCAGCAACAGCCAUAAAUUACAGUAGUACACUGGGAACAGGUAAUAGAACGGGAUUCAGAUCUCAACCUUCAUCAAGUGCUCGUAGAUAUGAAGCAUAUCAAUCAACUGAUAGGAGUGAUCGAUCAAAAUAUAACGCAACUAAAGACCAUGAUGAUUCAGAAAAUAAAGAAGAGGAUAGACCAAGUUCAGCCAGAUCACUGCAUAUAAAAGAACGAUUGUCUAAAAUGAAAUCGGAAUAUCUUAAAGCUAAAUCUUCAGAGCCGAAAGAGGAUGAUAUGGAAAGUGUGAAAGAUGUAGCCAAUGGUCAAGAUGAUGUUAAUGGAGAAAAUGCAGGAACAAAUACAAGUGAAUCCGAGAAUCCAGGUACUACGAAAAGCACAAAUAGUGCUGUUGGUGUUGAAACGGAAAAAGAAAUUGCUACUGAUAGGCAAAUUGAUAAAUCAGACUCAUCCAAUACUCAAGAUAAAACUAACAAUGGUUCAAAUGGUAAAUCAGACACCAGAAGAAAAUCAUUACCAAGUCAAGAAGAACUUAUUCAAAAAUCAACCAUGGAGGCAAAACAACCUCAAUCUAUUCCACCAUCUAACCCCAGAAGAACUCCAUUACCAGCUCAAGGACGAACCUAUUCAACGGGUGAAGCAUCUACCAAACCUGACACAAGAGGGUAUCAUCAAUAUAAUAGUAAAAGUAAUUUUAAAUCAAAUGAACAAGUACCUCCUCCUCCUCCCCCACCUUCAACUUCAGCACAACCUUCAAAUUUUGGUAGAAGAAGUUAUGGAACAGGAUAUGUACGUCAUGAUCAAAACCGUCAAUUUAAUAGAUUUGAUAACAACAAUAAUAAUAAUAGAUCAUAUCAAACUCAAGGUUAUGAUAGUCGAUCACAAACUCCAGUUAAUCAAAGACCAGGGUAUGGUAACAAUCCUGUGAGCGGUGGUUCAGCUGAUACUAGAGCAAAAUAUAGGACACCAACUUAUGAUAAUAGAAAAGCUGCUCAAUCUUCUGAUUCUUCACAAGGAGAUCAAGGUAAUAAAAGAAGAGCUGAUGGUGGUCAAGGUGGUAGAUCUUAUGAUAAAAAGCAAAGGUAUUGA
Lodderomyces pseudojiufengensis is the source of this 4812-nucleotide messenger RNA. RefSeq lists its product as uncharacterized. The transcript has a single exon. Gene Ontology annotation, cellular component: THO complex part of transcription export complex. The record is from RefSeq and is a predicted model, not a curated record. Lineage: Eukaryota; Fungi; Ascomycota; Pichiomycetes; Serinales; Debaryomycetaceae. The coding region runs from base 1 to 4812 and encodes 1603 amino acids. Gene Ontology annotation, molecular function: mRNA binding. Gene Ontology annotation, biological process: mRNA export from nucleus; mRNA processing.